CUUCAGAUGGGCGGCUCUCAAAAAAAACACAAGCAAUUGAAGGAUGGAUACCAUUGCGUAUAUUAAAAGCAUGUUGAAAGGAAAAUAAGAACAGGAAUCUCACUAUGAAUCAGUCUAGAUCUACAUCAGAUGAUGGUGGUGAAGAAACCUCAUCUCAAGGCCAUGAUCAUCGUGAAAAUGAGAGAAGAUGGCAGCAAGAGCGUCUGCACAGAGAAGAAGCCUAUUAUCAGUUUAUUAAUGAACUCAGUGAUGAAGAUUAUCGGCUAAUGAGAGACCAUAAUCUUUUAGGCACCCCAGGAGAAAUAACAUCAGAAGAACUACAACAGCGGUUAGAUGGAAUCAAGGAACAACUAGCCUCCCAGCCUGACUUGAGUCAUGGGACAAAUACCAGAGGUACUGUGGACUCCUUUCCACAAGGAACAGACUCAGAAGUCCCCAGAGAAAGUUCACAUGAAGAUUCUCUGCUAGAAUGGUUGAACACCUUUCGUCGCACAGGAAAUACAACUCGAAGUGGACAAAAUGGGAACCAAACUUGGAGGGCCGUGAGUCGAACAAACCCAAACAGUGGAGAGUUUCGGUUUAGUCUGGAAAUCCACAUAAAUCAUGAGAAUAGAGGAUUUGAAAUUCAUGGUGAAGAUUAUACGAGCAUUCCACUUUCAGAUAUUAGCAGGGAACAUUCUACAAAUGGGCAGCAAAGGUCUACCAGUCCUGUGGCUAGGCGAACAAGAAGCCAAACCUCAGUGAAUUUCAAUGGUAGUAGUUCCAACGUUCCAAGGACUAGGGUUGGUUCAAGGGGGCAGAAUUCAGUAGAAGGGUCUUUCUCAACACUGGGAAGAUUAAGAAGUGGAAUCCGGGGAGCAGUUGGCAUUCCUAGAACUAGUGCUCUACGCACAAACCAGUCAAGUGGUAGUGAACUCAGGCAAAGGGAGGGGCAGCGAUUUGGAGCAGCACAUGUUUGGGAGAAUGGGGCUAGAACUAAUGUUACAGUGAGGAAUACAAACCAAAGAUUAGAGCCAAUAAGAUUACGAUCUACUUUCAAUAGUCGAAGCCGUUCACCAAUUCAGAGACAGAGUGGCACUGUUUAUCAUAAUUCACAAAGGGAAAGUAGGCCUUUACAGCAAACCAUUAGAAGGUCUGUUAGGAGGAGAGGUAUAACUCGUGUCUAUUUAGAACACGAUAGAGAACGCAGGGGUACUGCAUAUACUCCAUUCUCUAACUCCAGACUUGUGUCCAGAAUAACAGUAGAAGAAGGAGAAGAAGCCAGCAGAGCCUCAACUGCUGUACGACGACAGCCAACAAUCACACUAGACCUUCAAGUGAGAAGGAUUCGUCCUGGAGAAAACAGAGAUCGGGAUAGUAUUGCAAAUCGAACUCGAUCUAGAGUAGGGCUAGCAGAAAAUACAGUCACAAUCGAAAGCAACAGUGGGGGAUUUCGCCGAACUAUUUCUCGUUUAGAGCGGUCAGGUAUUCGAACCUAUGUUAGUACCAUAACAGUUCCUCUUCGUAGGAUUUCUGAGAAUGAGCUUGUUGAACCAUCAUCAGUGGCCCUUCGGUCAAUUUUAAGGCAGAUCAUGACUGGAUUUGGAGAAUUGAGUUCUCUCAUGGAGGUCGAAUCCGAGUCAGAGAAUCAGAGAAAUGGCCAGCAUUUACCUGAGAUGCACUCAGAACUGAGUAACAUAGGUGCAGUUAAUGACAUCAGCCAGCAUGAUGAAGGUUCCUCUCAAGACAGGCAGGCCCAAGAAGACAGCACUGAAAUGCAUGGUGAACAUGAGACCACCCAGCCUCAUACCCAAAAUAAUGAUAAUAGAGGUGGCAGGCAGUUGCGAAAUUCAAAUAACUUAGUUGAAACUGGAACAUUACCUAUUCUUCGCCUUGCUCACUUCUUUUUACUAAAUGAAGGUGAUGAUGAUGAUCGAAUACGUGGUUUAACCAAAGAGCAGAUUGACAAUCUUUCCACCCGUAACUAUGAGCAUAACAGUAUUGAUAGUGAACUAGGUAAAAUCUGUAGCGUUUGUAUCAGUGACUAUGUAACUGGAAACAAGCUCAGGCAAUUACCUUGCAUGCAUGAAUUUCACAUCCAUUGUAUUGACCGGUGGCUCUCAGAGAACUGCACUUGUCCCAUCUGUCGGCAGCCUGUUUUAGGGGCCAGUAUGGCAAACACUGGCUGAAGUGGUGGAUCUAUUCAAAUAUUGCAUUGUAGUAGAGCUGAGUAUUUAAACAUUCUUUUGUUGAGUUAUCUGUGAUGAACUAACCAGGAUGAAAAGUAACAGAUUAUUAUAGUUUGAACUAUUUUUUGUGUGCUUUUUUAACUUGUUAAAAAGAGAAAAUUUAUAUAAAAUUUAAAAUGCAAAUGUUAAAUUAUCCAAAAGUACAGAAUAGUUAAUAUUGCUAGAACCAAAUAACCUUUAAGAUGUUUUUAUUUUGGUAAUUUUGUCAUGCUAAGCACUUUUGUAUUUGCACAAUUCAGUAGGUUAAUAAUCAAUCUUCUUUUUCUUAAUAGUACAACAGACUUGACUUGGACUUUCAAGUUGCAUAGGCUUAGUACUAUGUCCAGACAUUGGUGUCUAAAUAAGCCUUUCACUAACUUUUUAUUCUAAGGACAGUAUCUUUUCACGAAAGAGUGUUUGGCUGAAUGUUUGCUAAAUGUAUUUAAGUUACUUGAAAUGUUAAAUUUAAUAUGCAGCAUACCAUAUAUGUAUAUAUAGAUAUAUAAUUUUAAGGUUAAAAUAUUCAGUCUAAAAACUACCAGUUUGGUUCUUAUUUAAGCUUUUGGGCUAUUACUGCAUAUGGCACAAUGUUUAAUAUUUACUGGAUCAUCUCUGGGAGGAAGUGGAUUAAGAUAUUUAAAAAUAGAGAUAAUUUACUGAAGCGUUUCUGACAAUCUGACUUAUUAGACAGCAAGCAAUAUAUAAUACUGAACACGUAUUUCUUUAUUCAGAAAUGGAACAUGAACAUUUUAGAACAUAUAGUUUAUUUAACUUGAGUUCAGCCUUUUUGUGACUUUUUGAAAGUACUAACAAUUCUUUGGAUUAUAUUAAGUAAGGUAUACAAUAUGCAUGGUCUCUCAAAUUUAGUUCUAAAAUCUAAAAAAGUCUAUAAAGAAUCAAAUGCAUAGAUAAUACGUUAAGUUUACUUGGAGGCAAAAACUCCAAAUAAAACAAAUCAAAAAACCCUUAAGAGAAUGUAGAAUUUAUAUAAACACAAAGUAUGCAUUGAAGAUCUAUUUCUAACAAUAAAUAUUAAAACAAA
This is a messenger RNA of Equus caballus (horse), 3249 nucleotides long. RefSeq names its product ring finger protein 6 (gene RNF6). The record is from RefSeq and is a predicted model, not a curated record. Lineage: Eukaryota; Metazoa; Chordata; Mammalia; Perissodactyla; Equidae. Gene Ontology annotation, biological process: ubiquitin-dependent protein catabolic process; positive regulation of DNA-templated transcription; protein ubiquitination. Gene Ontology annotation, cellular component: cytoplasm; nucleoplasm. Gene Ontology annotation, molecular function: ubiquitin protein ligase activity.